Messenger RNA from Astyanax mexicanus (Mexican tetra), 1383 nucleotides. RefSeq names its product LHFPL tetraspan subfamily member 6. Gene Ontology annotation, cellular component: membrane. The record is from RefSeq and is a predicted model, not a curated record. The transcript is spliced from 5 exons. Lineage: Eukaryota; Metazoa; Chordata; Actinopteri; Characiformes; Acestrorhamphidae. The coding region runs from base 275 to 877 and encodes 200 amino acids.
UGUACCCCAGCGGAGGCGCGUGGCCGGGCAGGCGGUGGCGCGCGGUGCUCUCUCGCGGAGGACGGGCGGUGUUAUAACCCGGCGGAGGGUGGAAACUUCAGGGGAAAGAUCUGAGACUGAGGAGGGAUCAGCGCUGCUCGGCUGGAGUCGGAUCUUUUCGGAGACUCGAAACAUGUCUGAACUAAAGAUGCAGUGAGAUGUGCCAGUUCUCCAACACACACACAGGAGAUGUGUACUAACAGAGCAUAGGACACACACAUACACUCGGUGAGAGAUGGGCUCCAGUCUGACGUGUGCAGGGGUGCUGUGGGCGUUGUUGUCGCUGCUGUGCGCCUCUGCGUCCUGCGUGGGCUUCUUCAUGCCCUACUGGCUGCUGGGAUCUCAGAUGGGGAAACCCGUGUCGUUCGGGACGUUCCGCAGGUGCUCGUACCCGGUGCGGGAUGAGGCACAGGGGGGCACAGUGAUGCUGGAGCAGUGUGGACGAUAUGCCUCUUUCCAGGGAAUUCCAAGCCUGGAGUGGAGGAUCUGCACGGUGGUCACGGGGACAGGCUGCGGCCUACUGCUGCUGGUGGCCCUGACUGCUAUUAUGGGCUGCUGCGUUACUGACCUCAUCUCACGCACCAUCGGACGAGUCGCCGGUGGGAUACAGUUUGUAGGAGGUUUGCUGAUUGGUGCUGGCUGUGCUCUCUAUCCUCUAGGCUGGGACAGUGAAGAGGUCAGACAGACCUGCAGCAACACUUCCAACCAGUUUCAGCUAGGUUCUUGUGAAAUCGGCUGGGCCUUUUACUGUACCGGGGCUGGAGCGGUGGUUGCUAUGCUGGUGUGCACAUGGAUGUCCUGCUUUGCCGGGAAGAAACAGAAGCAGUAUCCGUACUGACACAACACAGCAGCACACACUCCAGCGGGAAUAAACCCGCAUUUACAGACUAACGACAGAUCAGAAUACAUGCCUUACGGCUGCAACGCUUCCUCAUGAGAAUCAGCCUCCUGCCUUCAUGACUCCUUCACCUGCCUUUUGGGCUCCAAAGGCUGUGUCAGUACACUUUACCAAACUGACGGUUUAUAAGAGACCUGAGUGUUUCACACUCACUGCUUAGGGCUGCAUCUUAAACUGAACGACCUCCAAGAAGAGAAGAGACGGUUCUAAAGACUCUUUUAUUCUCUUUUAUUUUUGCAUUUUUUGGCAUAGAGUAACUAUUGUUCUCAGUGUGUGACUAAAGUUUUCUGGUGCUGUGUGUGUGUUUGUAUUUGAUUAUUAUGGACAUAUUCUGUAUUUAUAUUAAUAUCUUGUUGUUUGCUUUACGUAUCUUCACAUGCAAUAAACAUUAUUCCAAAUGAAAGGUUUAUUCAUAAAAAGAAAAUAAACUCAUUAUUCUGUGCUAU